AUGAUUGACCCUGCAUCUGCCGCUCCCGAAGCGAACGCUCUACCAACUGAGCUACCGGGGGCCGGUCACAGAAAUGGCAAUGGGCGCACACCAGAAAAGCUUCUAUACUGCCCAGCCACUAAUCGACAGGACAAUGGGCCCAGAGCAGAAAACCUUCUACACUGCCCAGCCACUAAUCGACAGGGCAAUGGGCCCAUACCAAAAAGGCUUCUACACUGCCCAGCCACUAAUCGACAGGGCAAUGGGCGCACACCAGAAAAGCUUCUAUACUGCCCAGCCACUAAUCCACAGGACAAUGGGCCCAGAGCAGAAAACCUUCUGCACUGCCCAGCCACUAAUCGACAGGGCAAUGGGCCCAUACCAGAAAACCUUCUACACUGCCCAGCCACUAAUCAACAAGGCAAUGGGCCCAGAGCAGAAAACCUUCUACACUGCCCAGCCACUAAUGGAGAGAGCAAUGAGCCCACAGCAGAAAAGCUUCUACACUGCCCAGCCACUAAUGGACAGGGCAAUGGGCCCACACCAAAAAAACUUCUCCACUGCCCAGCCACUAAUCGACAGGGCAAUGGGCCCACACCAGAAAAGCUUCUGUACUGCCCAGCCACUAAUCGACAGGACAAUGGGCCCAGAGCAGAAAACCUUCUGCAGUGCCCAGCCACUAAUCGACAGGGCAAUGGGCCCAUACCAGAAAACCUUCUACACUGCCCAGCCACUAAUCAACAGGGCAAUGGGCCCACACCAGAAAAGCUUCUACACUGCCCAGCCACUAAACGACAGGACAAUGGGUCCACGUCAGAAAAGCUUCUACACUGCCCAGCCACUAAUGGACAGGGCAAUGGGCCCACGCCAGAAAACCUUCUAAACUGCCCAGCCACUAAAGGACAAGUCAAUGGGUCCACACCAGAAAAGCUUCUACACUGCCCAGCCACUAUUCGACAGGGCAAUGGGCACACAGUAGAAAAGCUUCUACACUGCCCAGCCACUAAUGGACAGGGCAAUGGGCCCACACCAGAAAGGCUAUUAAACUGCCCAGCCACUAAUCGACAGGGCAAUGGGCCCACACCAGAAAAGCUUCUACACUGCCCAGCCACUAAUGGACAGGGCAAUGGGUCCACACCAGAAAAGCUUCUACACUGCCCAGCUACCAAUGGACAGGGCAAUGGGUCCACACCAGAAAACCUUCUACACUGCCCAGCCACUAAUCGACAGGGCAAUGGGCCCACACCAGAAAAGCUUCUACACUGCCCAGCCACUAGUCGACAGGGCAAUGGGUCCACACCAGAAAACCUUCUACACUGCCCAGCUACUAAUCGACAGGGCAAUGGGCCCACACCAGAAAACCUUCUACACUGCCCAGCCACUAAUCGAUAG
Liolophura sinensis is the source of this 1371-nucleotide messenger RNA. RefSeq names its product pro-resilin-like. The record is from RefSeq and is a predicted model, not a curated record. The transcript has 2 exons. The coding region runs from base 1 to 1371 and encodes 456 amino acids. Lineage: Eukaryota; Metazoa; Mollusca; Polyplacophora; Chitonida; Chitonidae.